This is a messenger RNA of Mitosporidium daphniae, 1500 nucleotides long. Its product is annotated as glucose-6-phosphate 1-dehydrogenase. Gene Ontology annotation, molecular function: glucose-6-phosphate dehydrogenase activity; NADP binding. The coding region runs from base 1 to 1500 and encodes 499 amino acids. NCBI's taxonomy places the organism in Eukaryota, Fungi, Microsporidia. The transcript has 4 exons. The record is from RefSeq and is a predicted model, not a curated record. Gene Ontology annotation, biological process: pentose-phosphate shunt, oxidative branch; glucose metabolic process.
AUGUCGGUGGACCUAUUUUCUCUGCGUGAAACACUAUCCACAUCGUCGUUGGUGGGGGCUAUGCCGCCCCCGCCCCCUCUCAUGAGGGCUGUUUUCGUAGUCAUCGGAGCAUCUGGAGACCUUGCGAAGCGAAAAACAUUCCCGGCCCUUUUUGCGCUGCUCAAGCACGGCUUUUUGUGUCCCGAAUCCAUUCUUUUGGGCUUUUCCAGAUCAAAGAUGGAUGACGCCGAUUUUUCUGAGCACAUCACUUCAUUGAUAAAUGAUGGCGUUUCGCGCUUCAAAUCGAUGUGUCACUAUGUAUCUGGGGAUUACAAUUCGAAAAAAUCAUAUGCGCUGCUGAAGGAUCGCAUACUUGAAUUAAAAUCCGGCUCAAGAUUCAGCGAAGCUCAUGAAUUUCCGUUCAUUUUCUACCUUGCAAUCCCGCCUUCUGUCUUUUUGGAGGUGGCGCGUUCAAUCCAUCAUUACAUCAUUCCGCAUCUUUCAUCUCCCUCUGUUCCUUCAAACUCGUCGCGAUUUCGACUUGUUGUUGAAAAGCCUUUUGGCCAUGACUUGGACUCGUCAAACGAACUUUCUACAUCUUUGGCUGAACUGUUCGAUGAAAAACAGAUCACGUUUAAAGAAACUCAAGGUGUCGAGGGCCGUGGCGGAUAUUUUGAUUCCUAUGGCAUCAUACGGGAUGUGAUGCAGAAUCAUCUUCUUCAAAUCCUCUCUUUGAUUGCAAUGGCAAGGUUCGUUUCAAAGAUUAUACUGUAUCACAUUAAGGUGGCCAUCUUGAGGGCAAUAAGACCAAUUGACGCACAAAGCGUGGUUUUAGGCCAGUAUGUGAGAUCUGGAUCGGCAAUCGGAUAUACGGAAGACCCGUCCGUUCCAGAUACUUCGACGACGGCAACAUUUGCAGCCCUGGUGAUCUAUAUUGAUGUGCCUGCUUGGAGAGGCGUUCCUUUUAUCUUGAGAUGUGGAAAGGGCUUAAACGAACAAAAGGCCGAAAUCAGAAUCCAAUUUAAGGAGGUCGAUGAACAGGUCCCUCGCAACGAGCUCGUGAUCAGAGUGCAGCCAAGAGAAGCUGUAUAUUUGAAGCUAAACAUCAAGAACCCUGGUCUUACAGUACCGAUUUCUUAUAGUGGUGCAACAUCGUCUUCUGCUGGCUCAUCUCCUAGCCUUAGAGAUGAAGAGACCAUAGUCGCUCCACCUGACCCGUUCAUCAGCAGCGAGCUAGAUCUAACAUAUGGGCACAAGUUCUCGGAUUCUAGAAUUCCAGAUGCAUAUGAAUCGCUUCUUUUGGAUUUGCUGCAUGGAGAGCAAGGAAAUUUCGUUCGCCGAGAUGAGCUGGAUGCGGCUUGGAAGAUUUUCACUCCUUUGCUGGAAAAUGUCGAGUCGAGGCCGUAUCCGCCGGUCCCAUAUGCCUUUGGUUCUCGAGGUCCAAAGGAGGCUGACGAUCUCAUAAAAAGCACAGGGUACAAAAGAGACGAGGGCUACACCUGGCAUCCUCCGCGUCUAUAG